AGUUAGCUUCUCUACUGCACAACCUCUUCUUGCUUGGCUCCUGAAGAUUAUCAAUCUUCUCUAGCCAUGUCAAGGGACCCACUUGUUGUAGGACAUGUUGUUGGGGAUAUCUUAGACCCAUUUAACAAAUCAGCAUCACUGAAAGUCCUAUACAACAACAAGGAAUUAACAAAUGGGUCUGAGCUCAAACCGUCACAGGUAGCAAAUGAACCAAGGAUUGAAAUUGCUGGGCGUGACAUGAGAAACCUUUACACUCUGGUGAUGGUGGAUCCUGACUCGCCAAGUCCAAGCAACCCAACAAAAAGAGAAUACCUUCAUUGGUUGGUGACAGACAUUCCAGAAUCAGCAAAUGCCAGCUAUGGAAAUGAAGUUGUCAGCUAUGAAAACCCAAAACCAACUGCAGGAAUACAUCGUUUUGUCUUUAUACUAUUUCGCCAAUCUGUACAACAGACCAUCUAUGCACCAGGAUGGAGACCAAAUUUCAAUACAAGAGAUUUUUCUGCGCUAUAUAAUCUUGGACCUCCUGUGGCAGCAGUGUUCUUCAAUUGCCAGAGGGAGAAUGGAUGUGGAGGAAGACGGUACAUUAGAUAAAAUCAGGAACAUUCGUAGUCCUCUACAAGAAAAGGAUGUAUUAAAUGAGAGAAGAUGAAUGAGGUCAGGCACAUCGCAAAGCGAUGGUAAAUGGUGGACCUUUUAAUGUAUCUUCAAUUUAAAAUUAUUACCUUUGAUACGUAUCCAGGCACUAAAUAAGGUGCUUUAUAAAUGAAUUUAGCUUCAAAUCUCAUCUCGGGGAACACUUUAUAUGGUUCUUCAGCAAGGAAAUCCUAAUGAUUCUGCACUCAACAAAUAUUGUCCCUGUCGUGUUCAAAAGCAUCUAUUAUGCAACAAAUUGUGUGCAUCAUAGAAGAAUGCAACUAAUAUUAUCUCAUGUUCUUUUAAAAAAGAGCUUUACCCUU
Molecule: messenger RNA, 956 nt
Organism: Oryza brachyantha (malo sina)
Lineage: Eukaryota; Viridiplantae; Streptophyta; Magnoliopsida; Poales; Poaceae
Product: protein FLOWERING LOCUS T-like
Exons: 4
Coding region: 67-591 (174 amino acids)
Source: RefSeq, a predicted model, not a curated record